Agrilus planipennis (emerald ash borer) is the source of this 1847-nucleotide messenger RNA. RefSeq names its product cytoplasmic dynein 1 light intermediate chain 2 (gene Dlic). Bases 170 to 1648 code for a protein of 492 amino acids. Gene Ontology annotation, biological process: microtubule cytoskeleton organization; microtubule-based movement. Gene Ontology annotation, cellular component: cytoplasmic dynein complex; centrosome. Gene Ontology annotation, molecular function: dynein heavy chain binding. The record is from RefSeq and is a predicted model, not a curated record. The transcript is spliced from 8 exons. Lineage: Eukaryota; Metazoa; Arthropoda; Insecta; Coleoptera; Buprestidae.
GUAUUCAGACAAAUUAUAAUUGUAUUGUAUUACUGACUUAGUCAUAAAUGUCAAAAAUAUUUUCCAGUUAGUACUGUUUUUGUUGAUAAAUAUUCUGAAUUUGAUAAUAUAACGUUUUUCCAUUAAAAGAUCGUAAAUUAUAAUUUUUUGUGAUUUGUAAACGCUAAUAAUGGCUCCCUCCCAAGACAACAAUAGCGAAAUAAGCGAGAAAGAUAUUGUAGAGAAGGAAAACUUAUGGUCAUCCAUUCUUAAUGAUGUAAGAGAUCAUGGUAAUAACAAGCUACCCUCUUGUAAGCAAGUCCUAGUUUUGGGAGAUAAUGAAUCUGGAAAAACUACUUUAGUAGCCAAACUUCAAGGUGCAGAAAAUCCAAAGAAAGGUUCAGGAUUGGAAUAUGCUUACAUUGAUGUUAGAGAUGAUUACAGAGAUGAUCAUACAAGAUUAAGUGUAUGGGUGUUAGAUGGGGAUCCUGGUCAUACAGGAUUGUUGAAAUUUGCAUUAAAUGAAGAGACAUUUCCACAUACUUUAGUCAUCCUUACAGUAACAAUGACUGCUCCUUGGGGAAUUCUAGAGCAGCUGCAACAUUGGGCAUCAGUUUUAGCUGAUCAUCUUGAUAAGUUAAAGUUAGACUUAGACACAAGACAAGCACGAAGGCAACAUAUUGUUAGAAUAUGGCAAGAGUAUGUGGAGCCUGGUGAUGAAUUAGAUCCUGCUUCUCCCAUGAAAAGGAGUUCAAGAAAUCUUGGUGAAAGUGAUCAUGAUAAUGAAUUGGGAGAGGGUCUCCCACUACCUGAAGGAACUCUCACUAGUAAUCUCGGAUUAGACAUAGUAGUGGUUGUUACAAAAACUGACUACAUACAAACAUUGGAAAAAGAGCAUGAUUAUAGAGAUGAGCACCUGGAUUUUAUGCAGCAAUGGAUAAGACGUUUUUGCCUUCAGUAUGGAGCAGCAUUAUUUUAUACAAGUGCAAAGGAAGACAAAAAUUGUGAUUUAUUGUAUAAAUAUCUUACUCAUCGUAUUUACGGCCUUCCAUUUAGGACUCCAGCCCUAGUAGUUGAAAAAGAUGCAGUAUUCAUACCUUCUGGUUGGGAUAAUAUGAAGAAAAUCAGUAUUUUGCAUGAAAAUAUGCAUACGUGCAAGCCAGACGAUUAUUAUAGAGAUAUAAUUGUACAGCCAGUAACUAGAAAGACUGUGAGUCGGGAUUCUGAAAUUUUGGCUGAAGAUGAGCAAGGAUUUUUAACACGUCAACUACAAAUUCUUUUAGCAGGUGGUGGCUUGGCCCCACCGUCUGUAAGACCCGGUGAAUCUCCAAUCCGUUCCACAGCUUUAGGAAAAGGCACACCAAGAUCUCCAGUCACACCUGGCAUGCAAAACUCUCCAAAAAAGUUGGAUGGAUCAAAGGUGGUCAAUUCUCCCGGUGGAGAAGGAGUACUUGCAAAUUUUUUCAACUCCUUAUUGCAUAAGAAAACCGUUGGCAGUCCUGCAAGUCCAAUAGCUGCGGGAAUAGCUAAAGCAGGUGUUAAUCCUGAACUAACUCCUGAUAAAGCCGCUAUGCGUUCAGACGCAGCAGCAGAAUUAGAUCGACUUGCUCGUGGAAGAAAGCCGUCUAAUGGAGGAAAUGGAGUAGAUUUUAACACCACCGAUUGUUAAAUUAAUGAAUUAAUGCAAUUUAUUAGGCACAUCUACAUUGCACUUCCAUUAUUACAAUUUUAGCUAAUUUAUGUUUAUAUUUUUGUAGUAACUCUGUGAUACGUUUUGAAAGCUUUCAACAUUUUUUAAAUUAUGUUGUGUUGUAACACUUUUUAUAACUUAUUUUGCUUUGAUGAAUAAAAUAACUUGUUUAAUUCAA